This is a messenger RNA of Phragmites australis (common reed), 1252 nucleotides long. RefSeq lists its product as uncharacterized. Lineage: Eukaryota; Viridiplantae; Streptophyta; Magnoliopsida; Poales; Poaceae. The record is from RefSeq and is a predicted model, not a curated record. Gene Ontology annotation, biological process: proteolysis. Gene Ontology annotation, molecular function: cysteine-type peptidase activity. The transcript is spliced from 6 exons. The coding region runs from base 129 to 1133 and encodes 334 amino acids.
UUAUCUCAAAAUUACAUAUCGACGGAAACUUCAAUGCAUACUUGAAUGACGAGGCAGUCCAAGCAUCUACGGAGGCACCAACACAGCAUGUUUUUGCAAAACCGGAAAGAAUACAUGAUCUAGAGGCAAUGUUCCGGGAAAAGCAUCCAAAUCAAAAGUUUAAGGUGAACCCAUUGCCACCACCGGCAAACAAGGCGAAAACGUCCGAAUUGUCGACCGACAAUGUGCUUCCUCGUCAUUACAAGAGAGCGAAUCGGAAACCUCCAAUGUACUCGUCGCCAUUCAAGGCAGGAAAGAGCAGGACUGUCCCUGUAGUUGAUCAUGCAAUGCAACUACGAGACCUUUUAUGCUCCCCAGGUUCACCAUUAAAAAGCCAUUACUUGAUUCAAUUCCUCCCAUUUGCAUGGACGGGUUCAGAUAUUGCUGACUCAUUCUCAGAUGGGCGAAUGACCGAUAUAUUCUUUAUGGAGUAUUUUGUUAAAUGCUUGGCGGAAGACGAUAAGUUGCACCGGGCAGAAUCAUACGGUUACAGGAUUUUUAUGCCGCCCAGAGUUUGUUGUGCACUCAAUCCAGAGGAACUCAACAAAGGCAAUGAUAUAGUCUUUGACCCUACCGCGCUAGACAACAUGGUUAGGGAGAACCUUCCUCCCACCGAUUGGUCCAAGGCAAAACUGGUUUUCCUCUCGAUGUGCCACCGCGAGCACAUCUCUGUCUAUUGCAUAAACUUCCGGCACACUCGCAUUGAUGUACUUGACUCCCUUGACUACAAAUCCAUCGGAACAGAAUGGGAACAACAUCACGACAAAGAAUUUUGUGAUACCAUGAUGCAGCGUUUGAGUGAUUCUUUUCAGAGGAUUUCUAAGAAAGAUUUCAAGGUUUUUGCAAACAUGAGGCGCGUCCCCUUUACUGAAGCUCCCGUAAUGGUUAACAGGAAUGACUGCGCCUUCUUCUCUAUGAAGUUCAUAGAGUUCUUUGACGGAGAGGAGUCUUCACUUCGCACUUCAAUUGCGCCCGAGAAGUCUGGUGAGCUCCGAUCCGAGAUGCUCCAUUACUUGUUGUUUCACACUCUGAACGAUAUAAAAGAUAUGCCUCCUGAGAUCGAGCGGUUCCGGCUAUCUGGAGUUCCGUUUUAGUUCGAACACAUAAUCCUUAUUUGUAAAUAACUCAAGUUACGAUGUUAAGUUGUUGAAUGGCAUAGCCGAUGACCUUAGCUGUAAACCACUUUUGUGUUUAUAUCAUUAUGUGUUUUUGG